AUUGAAUUCCCACCAAAAUAUCCACAACCAUCAGGAGCACCUUUAAAAUUCCCGUCCUUCGCCCUCUUCGUGUGACCGUGUCACAGCCCCAAAACUCUUUACCUUCGAUACUACAACUUACCGCGCCCACCAGUUUUGCCUUUUGCGUCUUGUUUCCAGUUUCUCUAUCUCUUUCACUCUCAAAAGCUUUGGAGUCUUUUCCAAAUCUAUCCUUGCGUGCGUGCAUGUGGAGCUUUCCUGUUGGGUGAUUGUCAAUUUUCAGCAUAUGGAUACAUCAAGCCCCACAGUUUUUGUCAAUGCAGAGUUGUUGCCCAUGUAUGUAGGAAGGAAGGUUCGUGCAGUUGUUCAAGUUACUCAAUCUGAUGGCGAAAUCAAAACGGGAAAAUCUACAGAUGAACGUCAAUUGAUUAUAAAAGGACUUCCACAGGUCCCUCCUAUGACUCACGUUGAGGUGAUUGGUAUUGCUGAGAGUGAGCAGUCCAUUCAUGCUGAAACAUGGACCAACUUUGGUAACACAUUUGACACACAAUCAUACAAUCAGGUAUGCCAACUUGCAAAUGGGGAUUUUAAAGGUCUAUUUCUUUAGGGAGCCAUCUUUGAACUAGAGUAGGUAGGAGUGUAAGGAAUGGUAAUCUUGUUAUGAUUUCACAAGUUUGGUGUUUAAGAUUUACAAACUACUUUAUUAGAAUCGUUUAUGGGUGAAUACUUUCCAGAACUUUUGUAUUCUAUUAAUGUAGUGCAACAAUAGCAUUGUUCUGAUUCCUUA
This is a messenger RNA of Corylus avellana, 766 nucleotides long. Lineage: Eukaryota; Viridiplantae; Streptophyta; Magnoliopsida; Fagales; Betulaceae. The record is from RefSeq and is a predicted model, not a curated record.